CUCGCUCCUAGCAGCAUAUGUUGAUUAGCUGUUAAUAAAACGAUGUCUUGACUGGUCUGUGCUAACUAGCAAGCUCCCAACUUCAACAGGAUUACAUCAAUUUCUGCAUCCAUAGGUCACAGUUAUUAGCAUCUAAUCUAAUCUGGCAUAUAAAUGGCAUACACUGCGAGCAAAAAAGGCUAACAAGAUAGCCUACAUGCUAACAGUAGCCGGCUCAUUCAAUAAGCAGCUAUUUAGCUCCCGGGCUAGUCAGCUAACUAGCAGGCAGCCGCUCUGCUAAAAGUCCAGCAUAUACACUAAAAAGUUGUGUUUUCAGGGCAGGGUGCAGAUAAAGCCAUGGUGAAUGGUGAUGGAGCUCACGAGCACACGAAGGAAGGGGACUCGAAACAGGAUGGCAGUGGAGAGGCAGACGGAGAAGAGGAGUCUAAUGAACAGGAAGUGAUAGUGAUCCAGGACACAGGCUUCACUGUUAAGAUCCAGGCACCUGGAAUAGAGCUGUUUGACCUGCAGGUCUCUCCCCAGGAAAUGGUACAGGAGAUCCAUCAGGUGUUGAUGGACCGUGAGGACACCUGUCAUCGGACCUGCUUCUCCCUGCAGCUGGACGGAAAUGUGCUAGACAACUUUGCUGAGCUCAAAUCCAUUGAGGGCCUUCAGGAGGGCUCCCUGCUCAAAGUGGUGGAAGAGCCCUACACAGUGCGUGAAGCUCGCAUCCAUGUGCGCCACAUCAGAGACCUGCUGAAAAGCCUGGACCCCUCAGAUGCAUACAAUGGGGUGGACUGCAACUCCCUCUCCUUCCUCAGCAUUUUCACUGAUGGAGAUCUUGGAGAUAGCGGUAAGCGGAAGAAAAAGGGCAUCGAGCUGGAGCAGAUUGACUGCACCCCCCCAGAGCACAUCCUUCCCGGCAGCAAAGAGCACCCCUUGGUGCCCCUCCAGCCACAGAACAAGGACUGGAAGCCUAUGCAGUGCCUGAAGGUCCUGACCAUGAGCGGCUGGAAUCCUCCACCUGGAAACAGGAAGAUGCAUGGUGAUCUCAUGUACCUGUACAUCGUGACUGUGGAGGAGCGCCAUAUCAGCAUCACUGCCUCCACACGUGGCUUCUACCUCAACCAAUCCACUACCUACACCUUCAACCCCAAACCAGCCAAUCCCAGCUUCCUGAGCCAUUCACUGGUGGAGCUGCUGAGCCAGAUCAGCCCUGCCUUCAAGAAGAACUUCACUUCCCUGCAGAAAAAACGAGUCCAGAGACACCCAUUUGAGAGGAUAGCUACACCUUUUCAGGUGUACAGCUGGACCGCUCCACAGCUAGACCAUGCCAUGGACUGCGUUCGGGCAGAGGAUGCCUACACCUCCCGUCUGGGUUAUGAGGAACACAUUCCUGGACAGACCCGAGAUUGGAAUGAGGAGCUGCAGACUACCAGAGAGCUGCCCCGGAAGAACCUGCCCGAGCGGCUGCUGAGGGAGAGGGCCAUAUUCAAGGUCCACAGUGACUUUGCAGCAGCUGCCACUCGAGGCGCCAUGGCAGUAAUUGAUGGCAACGUCAUGGCUAUCAACCCUGGUGAAGAAACGCGCAUGCAGAUGUUCAUCUGGAACAACAUCUUCUUCAGCCUUGGCUUCGAUGUGCGGGACCACUAUCGUGAGCUGGGUGGAGAUGCCGCUGCCCACGCUGCGCCCACCAAUGACUUGAAUGGAGUACGAGCUUACGGGGCGGUGGAUGUGGAGGGUCUCUACACCUUGGGGACAGUAGUGGUGGACUACAGAGGCUACCGUGUCACUGCUCAGUCCAUCAUCCCAGGUAUCCUGGAGCGUGAGCAGGAGCAGAGCGUCAUCUACGGCUCCAUUGACUUUGGCAAGACAGUUGUUUCUCACAGCAAAUAUCUGGAGCUGCUGGAGAAGACCAGCAGACCGCUGAAGGUCCAGAGGCACAGUGUGUUGAACGAGAAGAACGACGAAGUGGAGCUGUGCUCCUCUGUUGAGUGUAAAGGCAUAAUUGGAAAUGAUGGCCGACAUUAUAUUUUGGACCUUCUUCGUACUUUCCCACCUGACCUCAACUUCCUACCUGUGGACGGAGAGGAGCUGCCCCCAGAGUGUCAGCGCCAAGGCUUCCCUUGCCAGCACCGCCACCGCCUGGCCUGUCUACGCCAAGAGCUCAUUGAGGCCUUUGUUGAGCACAGAUAUCUUCUCUUCAUGAAGAUGGCAGCAUUACAGCUCAUGCAACAGAAAGCAACCAAGGACUCCAACAAAGCUGAUACGCCUGCCAUCACAGAAACCUCAGAAACAUCCGUCGAAAGCAGUGCUGAUACAAUCCAGUCACAGACCACUGCCUCAGAUUCUACUAAUGCAGCAGAUGUCUCCACAGACCACAUAAGCCAGACAGACAACACUACCUCGGCUGCCUCACAGGCAGAGACUGACUGUAAAGAAAAGUCCUCUAACCCCUCCACAAAUGGGCCUCUAGACCCUUCAGCCACCUUGAACGGGGAAUACAAGAGCCCACUAGAGGCUAAGAAGCUUGAGGAAAAUAUUCCAGGAUUAGCUCGGGCCAAAGAGCUGGCGGAGACCUUAGUUGGUGAAGAUGCAUCUGGUAUUGAUCCCAAAAGCCGCGAAGUUGUUCUCAAUGCUUGCAAGGCGGUCGGCUCCAUCAGCAACGCAUCUUUCGACAUUCGCUUCAACCCUGACAUCUUCUCCCCAGGUGUGCGUUUCCCAGAUCAUAGCACAGAUGACAUUCAGAAGCAGAAGCAGCUGUUUAAAGAUGCUGCUGCCUUCUUGGUCUCCUGCCAGAUCCCAUCACUGGUUAAAGACUGUUUGGACCACAGUGCUCUGCCCAUGGAUGGAGCCACACUGACAGAGGCCUUACACCAGAGAGGCAUCAAUGUUCGCUAUUUGGGCACUGUUCUGGAGUUUGUAGAAAAGACCCCUGCCAGAGCCCAGCUGGGGCACGUCUAUAGGAUAGGAGUCAGUGAGCUGAUCACUAGAUGUGCAAAACAUAUCUUCAAGACAUACCUCCAGGGUGUGGAACUGUCUGCCCUGUCUGCCGCUGUAAGCCAUUUCCUAAACUGCUUUCUGAGCUCCUUCCCCGAGGCUGUCGGCCACCUGCCUCCCGAUGAGCUGGUGUCACGCCGCAAAAGCCGCAAACGUCGCAACAGGGUCCCCGGUGGUGGAGACAACACAACGUGGGCGAGCCUGACACCCAGUGAGCUGUGGAAGAACAUUUCCUCUGAGGCUCAGAGCUACUAUCACUUCAGCAUACAGUGUGAAAGUGUGGACCAGGUGGUGGAGAAGUAUGGCUUUCAGAAGAUCACUCUGCUUAGAGAAAUUUCAGUCAAAACUGGCAUUCAGAUUUUGAUAAAGGAGUACAACUUUGACAGCCGCCACAAGCCUGCCUUCACAGAGGAGGACAUCCUGAAUAUUUUUCCUGUUGUGAAGCAUGUUAACCCCAAAGCAUCAGACGCAUUCCACUUCUUCCAGAGCGGACAGGCCAAAGUGCAGCAAGGUUUUCUGAAGGAGGGCUGUGAGCUGAUCAACGAGGCUCUCAACCUCUUCAACAAUGUGUACGGAGCCAUGCAUGUAGAAAUCUGUGCCUGUCUGCGCCUACUGGCACGCCUUAAUUACAUCAUGGGAGACCAUCCUGAGGCUCUCAGUAACCAGCAAAAGGCUGUCCUGAUGAGUGAAAGAGUCCUCGGCAUCGAACACCCGAACACUAUUCAAGAAUAUAUGCACUUGGCUCUGUACUGUUUUGCGAAUGGCCAACUGUCGACCGCCCUGAAGCUGCUUUAUCGUGCUCGUUACCUCAUGUUGUUGGUCUGUGGAGAGGACCACCCAGAGAUGGCGCUGCUAGAUAGUAACAUUGGGCUGGUGCUGCACGGAGUGAUGGAGUACGACUUAUCUCUGAGAUUCCUGGAGAACGCCCUGACUAUCAACACAAAGUACCAUGGUCCCCGGUCCCUCAAAGUGGCCCUCAGCCAUCAUUUGGUUGCAAGGGUUUACGAGAGCAAGGCCGAGUUCCGCUCUGCACUACAGCACGAGAAGGAGGGCUACACCAUUUACAAGAACCAGAUGGGUGAGGCACAUGAGAAGACCAAGGAGAGCUCAGAGUAUUUGAAGUAUCUCACGCAGCAGGCUGUAGCUCUGCAGAGAACCAUGAACGAGAUCUACAAGAAUGGCUCCAACGCCAGCAUCAUGCCCCUCAAGUUCACUGCCCCCAGCAUGGCCAGUGUCCUGGAACAGCUCAACAUCAUCAAUGGCAUCAUCUUUAUACCUCUCAGCCAAAAGGAUUUGGAGAACCUGAAGGCAGAGGUGCAGAGGCGGCAGCAGCUGCAGGAGCUGGGCAGGAGUGAGGAGCCCAUUGAGGACAGUCCACUGGAACUAGAGGACAAAAUUCCCAUUGAUUAAUAUCCAAAAGCGCUCAGCACAGCUACUUUGUGCUAUGGAGGGAGAGAGGCUGUGACACAGCAGCUCAUGUCACUGAGCCUGUGGACCCAAGAACUGAGCACUCUAAAUCAGCAUUGAAAUAAACAGGGGGAGGGAUGGGUCAGGGCAGUCCAGAGAACAAACUGAAUGAACUGUAGGACAAAGGAAUACAGGGCAGGAAUUUCCUACAAUGUAGGAAGGGAGGGAGAAGCAGAAUCGAUGUCAGCGUGCAAUCUGAAAAAAUAGGCCCAAGAACAUGGUGAUGAAGUCACCUAAAGUGUUAGUUACUUAGAAACAUAAUGAUAUAUGAAAGAGCGAGGAGCCCGGGGAUGACCAUGACAUUGUAUACCAGAGCCUUAUCCACUGUAGCCUAUUCUCUAAAUAAAUCUUCCCACAGCUAUGUUAGCCCAGGACCACAUUUUCCCCCACCGGGAUCUUCAUAUACCCCAUGAGCAUGUGCUGCUCUGAAUGACAAAGCACCUGCCCUGCCCUAGAACUCAGGGGUACUUUUUACUGUGCACUAAGACCAGAUUACAGUUACUAAAUUUGAGAUUUUUCAAGUGGGGCUUCAGAAUGUAAAAUCUCCUCUCAUUGGUUUUUUUUGAGCCACUUUGCAGCCAUUACCAGUCAUUGUGCAUCACUGAUGCUUAAUUCAUUCAGUCAUUCUAUUAUUUGUACUUAAGACAUCCCAGGUGGGUGCCAGCUGUGUCCCAUUGUUCCUAUUUUUACAACCAAGCAAAAGAUACAGUGAUACGUCAGCAGGCUUUGAACUAGUUUGAUGUCAUUUUCAGUUUUUUUUGUUUGUUUUUUUUUUUUUAGUAAAUAAUACAUUUUGUAAAAGUGCACAGGAGAAUUAAGAAGAUAUUUUAGAUCUGUUGACCAUCAGAUAAUUUAAGCCAUGUCUAUUUUAUAGAAAUGUAUAGAAGUGGAAAACGAUGUAUAAAUCUUUAUCAGAUUUAGACAAACUUGAUUGAUGUUAAUGGAAAAUGCAGAUUUGAAAAACGUCCAUCUUACUCAGUACAUUUAUCUACAGUACCUAUAAAGUAGCUGUGUUCAAUCUUCUAUUUUUACACAUUGAAAAAAUAUGUGCAUGUAUGUUUGUAUGUGUGACAGUGUGUCUGUCUUUGUGUAGCCCAACAGAAAAUCUAUUGGCAAGGGCUGUUGCUGCAUAGUUUGAAUAGAGGUUAAGUGAACAUCAGCUUUCCAAGCGUUUUAUUUUUUUGGGAGGGUGGGGGUUGUCAUGACAUCUUUCAUAGCAACAGACAAAAACUAGCUUGGAACAUCUGGUUCAUUGAGCACUUUUCUGUGCUGUUUGGAUGUGUUAACAUCUUCAUAGCACCAUCCAAGGUGGACAAAAGAAGGGCUGCCUCAAUGUGAUGUACCAAAAAGACAGAUUAAGGAUUGUUUGUGCUUGUAUACAUGCAAUAUAUUCCUCCCAUGGCAAUUUGUCACUGAAUUGUUGCCGUGUCUAAAUGUAUGUGAUUAAAGCAAUAGAGAGAUGGUGCUGGACCUGGACCUGAUUGUUAUUAGAAAAUGCAGUUUUUACUUGGUGCAAGAUGUGCAGGAUGGACUGCUUAACUGUUUUGGUGGAAGUACCUGAAAAUAAGGGAGCUGAAUUUAAAAAAAAAA
Molecule: messenger RNA, 6036 nt
Organism: Monopterus albus (swamp eel)
Lineage: Eukaryota; Metazoa; Chordata; Actinopteri; Synbranchiformes; Synbranchidae
Gene: cluha
Product: clustered mitochondria (cluA/CLU1) homolog a
Exons: 27
Coding region: 337-4389 (1350 amino acids)
Biological process (GO): intracellular distribution of mitochondria; organelle organization
Cellular component (GO): cytoplasm
Molecular function (GO): mRNA binding; protein binding
Source: RefSeq, a predicted model, not a curated record